Ruditapes philippinarum (Manila clam) is the source of this 1732-nucleotide messenger RNA. RefSeq lists its product as uncharacterized. The coding region runs from base 1 to 1578 and encodes 525 amino acids. Gene Ontology annotation, molecular function: DNA binding. Gene Ontology annotation, cellular component: nucleus. The transcript has 7 exons. Lineage: Eukaryota; Metazoa; Mollusca; Bivalvia; Venerida; Veneridae. The record is from RefSeq and is a predicted model, not a curated record.
AUGACUAGGACCAUGAUUCGUGUGUAUGUGCGGGAGAUUUUACGUAGAACAGGACGUGUGUCCCUCAUUUGCAUGGAAACUGGACCGUCUGAUAAGUGGUUCCGGGGUUUCCUCGCCAGACACCCACAACUGUCGGAGAGAACCCCGGAAAACCUGGACAAGUCUAGAGCGAGAAUGUCUAGUCAGAAUACAAUGGACGGCUGGUUUGAGCUCCUUAAGAAAGUUUUGAGGGACAAGAAGCUCGAGAACAAGGAAGGACAGAUUUUCAAUGUAGACGAAGUGGGUUGGUCGGGGAAGGAGAGAAAGAAGGUGAAAGUGUUUGGACAGAAAGGGGCCCACUGCUUUGCGGCCAACAAUAUCACAUCAUGUGAACAUGUGACGGUCAACAUGUGUAUUUGCGCAGAUGGCAGAAUACUACCGCCAAUGAUAAUAUAUAAAGAAUCGUUACCACACCGGUCCAUGCAUGACGGUAUACCUGGAAGUUGGCUGUACGGCAAGAGCGAGAACGGCUACAUGGACGGUGACCUGUUUCUGACGUGGUUUAAAGAAAUAUUUCUGAUUAACUGCGGCAGGGAGAGACCCGUCCUGUUAGUCAUGGACAACCACGAUAGCCAUGUUACAUUGCCAUUGGUGGAGACUGCCCGUUUAAAUGAUGUGGUACUGCUCGGGUUGCCUGCCCACACAACGUACAUUCUUCAACCAUUGGAUGUAAAAGUAAAUGGACCACUGAAGACCAGAUUCAGUAAUCUGGCGACGCAUCUGGGCUUCGCCAACCCAAGCCUGUCAAUAGGAAGAUCGAGAUUUCCUGUAGUUCUGCGUCACGCAAUAGAACAGACGACACCCUCCUCUGUUAGACAGGCGUUUGUGGCUACCGGCAUAGUGCCAUAUAACCCACAAGCCAUAGAUAAAUCACAAUUAGUUCCAGCAACUUUUACUAAAACAAAUGAACAGACUGGUGAAAAGGAAAACAGCAAUGUUAAAACAUGUGAGGCUUGUGGGUCAUUCUUGACAAAUCCUCUAGUUGACCAGGGGGUCAUACCGCAGUCAAUGGCGCAGGUGUUGGUGCCACCGCCACGAAAAACAACGGGAAAAUUAAAAUCUUCACGAAUUGUGACCGAGGGCCGGGUUAUAAGUGGCGAUGAAAUGCUGAAAAAAUUAGAAGAGAAGGAGGAGGUCAUGCGACGCCAGAUGGAGGAAAAGGAGGAGAGGUUGAGGUUAAAAGAACAAAGAAAACAGCAGAAAGAAAAAGAAGGAGAAGAGAAAGUUGAGAAGAAGAAACGACGGGAGGCAGAAAAGAAAAAGAAGGAACAAGAACUUAAGGAGGAGCGAAUGAAGAAGGCUGUCGGUGGUCGCUUAGCACAUAAACGUUUUACCUGUGCUGUGUGUGGGGAGAGAGGGCGUGUGAAUGACGAAGUGAAUGGAGUUAUGUGGUAUGGGUGCGAUGAUGGUAUGUGUGGGCGUUGGUAUCAUGAGGAGUGCUUGGGUCAGAGUGAGAAUGAGUAUCUGAAGGAGAGUGAAAGUGACGGAAUGCCUUGGUAUUGUGCCGUAUGUAAACCGUGGUUGUAUGAGGAAGAGUAAGAGUACGAGAAAUUGUAAUGUUAAGAUUAUGUCUGAAUUUAUUUCUUGAUGUUUUUUAGUUAUUUCAUAAAUUUGUGUUUUAUAGAUGUUUGUUUUGACUUUACAUAAUCAAAAUGAUGAAAUAAAUGUGAGAAUAGUUAUAUGUCAAGAUUAG